GCCGCCGGCAGUCUACGCGUCGCCUGCUGGAAGCAGUGCGGCCUCAGUGCAAAGCAGCUGCGAGUGACGCGCGUGCUCGUGGACGCUGUCGAGGUGGUUUGUGUCGCGGGUCACGGAUGCGCUCCAGUGACGGCCAGGGUCUCCUUCACGCACGGCCAGACCAUCAGAGACGCCGGCGCGAUGCCAGUGGUGCCCGAGCUGCUGCCGCCAGCCGUCCCCGACGCUGCAGUUUGCCGCAUGCUGCUGCUGCAGCCGUUGGCUUUGCUCGCGAUGGGCGGCAUGGCCUUGCUUGGCGGCUCCAUCGCCUUUGAGACUGCCGCGACAGACGCCUGGCUCUUUCUCCUUGGCGGCCGCGGCUCGAUAUGGCCGCGCGUUGUCUUUGCCGCCGCCGCGGGCGUUGCUCUACGCAUCGCCCUCGGCCUCCCGAACGUCGGCCUCGGUGGCGCGCUGCGGUGGUGCGGCCUCACCUUCCUGGUCGGAUUUCCCGUCCUGCGCCAUUGCCUGGCGUUGCGCGAUUUCCUCUUUUUCACCUUGACAAGUUUGAAAAUCACAUAUGACAAACACAGAAUACAGUAA
This is a messenger RNA of Emiliania huxleyi CCMP1516, 576 nucleotides long. RefSeq lists its product as hypothetical. The annotation marks the transcript as partial. The record is from RefSeq and is a predicted model, not a curated record. NCBI's taxonomy places the organism in Eukaryota, Haptophyta, Isochrysidales, Noelaerhabdaceae. The transcript is spliced from 3 exons.